AUGUCCGCCAUGCAAGCGUCCAAUAGACUACGAACAUCACUGCUGGAGGGAAAGAAGGCAUUCGGUGCCUGGCAGAUGCUUCCUGGGGCGAACGUGUCACGGGUACUGGCGAGAUCAGGAGUUGACUGGGUGCUAAUAGACUGUGAACACGGCAACAUAGAUGAUGGCGCAAUGCACGACGCCGUGCCAGCUAUUGCGGCACUAGGGGUUUCGCCUAUCGUGAGAUUGCCUGAUAUGCAAGGAUGGAUGGUAAAACGUGCACUUGACAGCGGAGCUCACGGUAUCGUUGUUCCGUUGCUGAGAACACCCGAAGAGGCGAGACAGCUCGUCCAAUCUGCCAAAUUCCCCCCUCAAGGCAGACGAGGCUUUGGAUCUCCAAUUGCUCCCGAGCGAUUUCAUCCUGAGCCAACCUUCACGCAGUACCUUCAGCAAGCGAACGAUUCUCUUCUAACCAUCGUUCAGAUCGAAACCAGGGAGGCACUUGAGUCAAUUGAUGAGAUUGCUGCUGUGGACGGGAUUGAUGUGUUGUUCAUUGGACCCUUUGACCUAGGAAACGCCAUUGGCCACCCUAUCAUCGAAGGAGUUAUGGCCUCGGAACUGAAAGAUGCCAUUGCCAAGAUUCUUGCUGCUAGUCAAAAGGCGGGCAAGAAGACAGGAGUAUACUGUACAGGAGGAGAACAAGCGAAGGUAUAUGCCGAUCUUGGAUUCGAUAUGAUGAAUGUGGUGACAGAUUACACGUCUCUGGGGCUUGUAGUCAAAGAGCAGCUCAGUUUUGCUGAUGGAAGCGUGGCGCCGGUCAGAGGACAGGGUUACUAA
Molecule: messenger RNA, 816 nt
Organism: Fusarium coffeatum
Lineage: Eukaryota; Fungi; Ascomycota; Sordariomycetes; Hypocreales; Nectriaceae
Exons: 5
Coding region: 1-816 (271 amino acids)
Cellular component (GO): cytoplasm
Molecular function (GO): aldehyde-lyase activity
Source: RefSeq, a predicted model, not a curated record